AUAGUUCCCUGCCUCCCUCAACAUGUUCAGACUUUCCCUACGUUCACCGAUACAAACCCUCCGACCGAAUGCGGCAGCAGCAGCACUCACAUCGAGCCGACUGGUCGCGUAUCGGCGUUUCCUCUCUCAAGAUUCGAAAGCGAAAAUACAAGAAGCCAUCAACGCAAAACCCGUAGUGCUAUUCAUGAAAGGGACGCCUGAAUUUCCCGAAUGUGGAUUCUCAAGAGCUGCCAUUCAGGUUUUGGAUCUUCAGGGUGUUGACCCGGUGAAGAUGCAGACUUAUAAUGUCCUCGCCGAUUCAGAGUUGCGACAGGAUAUUAAGGAAUUUUCGGAUUGGCCAACGAUACCUCAACUAUAUGUCAACGGAGAAUUCGUCGGAGGAUGUGAUAUUCUUUUAUCGAUGCACCAGUCUGGAGAGCUCGAAAAAUUCCUGAACCAGAACCAGGUUAUCCUUCCACCAGAGACGGAAACUUCGACAGCUUAG
Messenger RNA from Marasmius oreades (fairy-ring Marasmius), 484 nucleotides. It is a transcript of the gene GRX5, whose product is annotated as monothiol glutaredoxin grx5. NCBI's taxonomy places the organism in Eukaryota, Fungi, Basidiomycota, Agaricomycetes, Agaricales, Marasmiaceae. The record is from RefSeq and is a predicted model, not a curated record. Bases 23 to 484 code for a protein of 153 amino acids. The transcript is spliced from 4 exons.